This is a messenger RNA of Malaya genurostris, 1545 nucleotides long. RefSeq names its product GTP-binding protein SAR1 (gene Sar1). Gene Ontology annotation, cellular component: COPII vesicle coat; endoplasmic reticulum exit site. The transcript is spliced from 6 exons. Gene Ontology annotation, molecular function: GTPase activity; GTP binding. The record is from RefSeq and is a predicted model, not a curated record. Lineage: Eukaryota; Metazoa; Arthropoda; Insecta; Diptera; Culicidae. The coding region runs from base 308 to 889 and encodes 193 amino acids. Gene Ontology annotation, biological process: endoplasmic reticulum to Golgi vesicle-mediated transport; intracellular protein transport; vesicle organization.
UGUCAAACUACACGAGAAAGAGCAAGGAAACUGACGACGACGGCCAACCAAUCAGCCAGCUAUCGAAAAGAGCAAAGAAAAGUGUCCAUCUCAAUCGUUGCAAAGCAAUUUUCCGCGACUACGAAAUAAUUCUGCAAAAUUCCGUGUUUAUCUAGCGUUCCAGCAACAAUAUUCCACUUCCGGCUGGUCCCCGAAACUGUGGACUACAGUUUACGCUAGAUACAACACACACCCCUUCACCAGCCUGUGUCACGUUCUGCCACCUGUUCUCACUUCCAUACAGUAAAACCGAAUAACAAACGUAAAUAUGUUUAUCUGGGAUUGGUUUACUGGUGUGCUCGGUUAUUUGGGUCUCUGGAAAAAAUCGGGCAAACUGUUGUUCCUCGGGUUAGAUAACGCUGGCAAGACGACACUACUGCACAUGCUCAAGGAUGACAGAUUGGCGCAACACGUACCAACGUUACAUCCCACAUCUGAGGAGCUAUCCAUUGGCAAUAUGCGAUUCACUACGUUUGAUUUGGGUGGACAUACGCAAGCCCGUCGUGUUUGGAAGGAUUACUUCCCUGCAGUGGAUGCGAUCGUAUUCUUGAUUGACGCAUGGGAUCGCAGUCGUUUCACUGAGAGCAAGAACGAGCUGGACUCCCUGUUGACCGACGAAGCUCUAUCAAACUGUCCCGUGCUGAUUCUGGGCAAUAAGAUCGACAAACCCGGAGCGGCCAGUGAAGACGAACUGAGGAAUCACUUCGCCCUGUACCAACUGACCACUGGCAAGGGUAAAGUAGCACGUAACGAACUGCCCGGUCGUCCUCUUGAGCUGUUCAUGUGUUCCGUGUUAAAACGACAAGGUUAUGGAGAAGGUUUCCGUUGGCUCGCUCAGUACAUUGACUAAUGAUGGAGUGCGAGUAAUGCUUGCGCUAGGCUGAGACGAAAACGAUAGAACAAAGGCAACAGCGUAAAUGGUGCAGCAACAACAGCAGCAUGUGCUACACCCUCAGUGUUUAGGACGAACGAAUAACAGAGUUUUCGGGCGACGGGAUUAGAAAGUAUUUAGGGAUGCGUGAUAUUUAAUAAAAAAAAAAACAAGAAAAAUAGUUAAAAACCAAUUGAGCAUCUAGCGCAGUGACUACUUUUACAUCAACUACAUGCCCACGAAUUAGCCAUGUCGAUUAUCGCAUUCUCGGACGUUGUACUUGACUUUAAAUGAUGGACAACAGUUUACAAUUAUCCAUAAACCAUACGAUAGAGAACUCUUUUACUCUUUGCUAUUACAGCUUCGUUGGUCUUAUUGUUCACGGUAUUUUUUUUCUUUAAUAGUGCAUUAUAUAUUUUUAUAAAUGUUCGCUGCAAACUGGGCAUUUUAUUCACUUCCAAACCAAUAGGCAAACCCUUCAUACAGAAAAGACAUAGAAAAUCUCGCAGUUGAAUGAGCGUGUGCAUUAGUGAAAUCUACAGAAACUUGAAAGUAAACAAAAACAGACAGACCAUACAAACAUCUACCAAUCAAUAAUAAUAAAAAAUAAAACUUCGAAAUUUUUAGAUAUAAAA